Messenger RNA from Suncus etruscus (white-toothed pygmy shrew), 1101 nucleotides. It is a transcript of the gene PPIF, whose product is annotated as peptidylprolyl isomerase F. Lineage: Eukaryota; Metazoa; Chordata; Mammalia; Eulipotyphla; Soricidae. Gene Ontology annotation, cellular component: mitochondrion. Gene Ontology annotation, biological process: regulation of mitochondrial membrane permeability involved in programmed necrotic cell death; protein folding; protein peptidyl-prolyl isomerization. The transcript is spliced from 6 exons. The record is from RefSeq and is a predicted model, not a curated record. Bases 149 to 769 code for a protein of 206 amino acids. Gene Ontology annotation, molecular function: peptidyl-prolyl cis-trans isomerase activity.
GGUGCCGGGUGCGCGUGACCUUGGUGUCAUCCUCUGCGUCGCUCCCGUCUACCCGGCCUACCGGACCUGCCCGACCCGACCUGCUCGGCCCGGCCCGGCCUGGCCUGACCCGGCCCCGAUCCGAACUUCCAGGCCCGACCCACCCGACAUGCUGCCGCUGCGCUGCGGCUCCCGCCUGCUGGGCCUGCUCGCGGCCCCGCGCCCCGCACCCUUGGGUGUCCCCGCCGUCCGGGCCUGUAGCGGCCGCGGCGCCCCGAACCCGGACUCGGCCGCAAGGAACCCGCUGGUCUACCUGGACGUGGGCGCCGACGGGCAGCCGCUGGGCCGCGUGGUGCUGGAGCUGAAGGCAGAUGUAGUCCCCAAAACUGCAGAAAACUUCAGAGCCCUGUGCACGGGUGAGAAGGGCUUCGGCUACAAGGGCUCCACCUUUCACCGUGUGAUUCCCUCCUUCAUGUGCCAGGCUGGGGACUUCACCAACCACAACGGCACAGGUGGCAAAUCCAUCUACGGGAGUCGCUUCCCUGAUGAGAACUUCAAGCUGAAGCAUGAUGGCCCAGGGAUCUUGUCCAUGGCCAACGCGGGCCCCAACACCAAUGGCUCUCAGUUCUUCAUCUGCACCAUCAAGACUGACUGGUUGGACGGCAAACAUGUGGUGUUCGGGCGUGUCCAGGAGGGCAUGGAGGUGGUGAAGAAGAUCGAGGCCCUGGGCUCCAGGAGCGGGAAGCCGGCCAAGAAGAUUGUCAUCACAGAUUGCGGUCAGCUGAGCUGACCCACCAGCCAGCUCAGGGAUGGACACAAAGACACACAUAGACAGACACACAAACUCACCCUGGGCACCCGUCAACCAUGCCACAUCACAGUGGGCUCGAAGCCCCUGGGGAACAUGCCAGGCACCUUCCCAGCAGCUGCUCCUUCCCAAGAUUCUGUUUCCAACACUGGUGGUCAGUCUUGGCCAGCAUCACCCAAUCUGACUGGCCACAGGCUAUGGAGUGCAGCGCACAUUUGCCUGUGACAUGGACAUUGUGGGGGCUGGCGGGGCAGCCUGGCACGAAGGGCAAGUGGCCGCUGCUGUGGCCAUGACUGAGCCAUGCUGGCCUGGGG